AUGUCGAACAAAUCCGGCUCGGGCGCCCCCUCAACCAUCCCGCCGAAAGAUAAGCCCUCGGAACCCGAUAUUUUACAUGAGUUGGAGGGGCACUUCUCUCCUGACCCGCUCCGUGAGAAGGGCGCCUGGUCUCCUCGCGCCAGGUCUCAAGCGUCUAGCAAGAGCGACGCCCCCUCAGACGCUACACCAAUCAGCUCUCAGGCCACGUCUACACGUGACACUGCGGACAAGGGCGCGGCGGCGCCUCCCUCGAAGCCCCCUGCAAACCCUGCUAGUGACCAAUCGGCGCCCUCGAAUUCCCAACCAAGUAAGUAA
Messenger RNA from Linum trigynum, 315 nucleotides. The record is from the annotation of a GenBank genome assembly. Lineage: Eukaryota; Viridiplantae; Streptophyta; Magnoliopsida; Malpighiales; Linaceae.